CAUGUCCCCCACCCAGCAUGUCCCAGUCUAAUGAAAUGUGAGAAUCGCCGACGCAGCAACAUUCCGGCUGUCAGCCCGCGGACGGAGCUCUGUCAGGCAGUAACAUGGCCAAAGUGAACAGCGGUGCCUCCGGUUGUCGGGCUAUGGUGAAGGCAGGAAAGUACCUGUCGGCUCCGUGUCCCCCGGCGCUGACCCGGAGCUCCGGCCACGGUCAGCGGAAGAUGUUCUGUCAACAGCGGCGAAUGAUGAGCGCCGACGCGGCCGGCACGAGAGGAAAACCCGCAGCUUUGGCCCAGCAGGAGCAGCUGGGGUAUUUCUCCGCCGCGGACAGACAUGUGCUGGCCAACCCCACCCUGAUCUACCGGGACGUCAAGGCUUUCCUCAAUGAAGUUGGGGGAAACCCUCGGGAGGCUCGGUACUGGCUGACCCAGUUCCAAAGAGCCACUUCGGCUCAGUCUACUGCCUUUGCCGUACUGGAGGUGGACGGCUCAGUUUUUGCCAGCAGGGAAAUGGUUCAGAGCCUGGCCUUCGGGCUCUCCUUCCUGCAGCGGAUGGAUAUGAAGCCCGUGGUGGUGAUGGGCCAGUCUGAGUACGAAGAGACGGGGCCCACCGAACCGGUGGCCGGGUCCCACUGCACCCGAGGUCUGGUGGAGCGGAGCCAGCAGCUGACCGAGGCUUUGCAGCAGCACUCGGCCACCGUCCUGCCACUCUUCUCCGCUGAGUCCUUCCUCCUACUACAUGAAGCCCCACGAGGGAGCAGUGCUCCACCCUCCGUCGCCGUGGACACCAGCCUUCUCCAGUGGAGUCUGAACUGCGGGACGAUCCCGUUGGUUUGUCCGGUGGGGAGGGACGGGCGGGGCUGCUCGGUAAUGUUGGACCCGACGGAGGUGACGGCAGCUAUUUCCAGAGCUCUGCAACCCCACAAAGUCAUGUUCCUGAACAACUCGGGAGGUCUCCGCAGCCGAGAAAACAAGGUGCUGGAAAACAUAGUGUCGGUGCCUAGCGACCUGCCCGGUUUGUCCACGGCGGCGUGGCUGAGCGCUGCCAAGCGCCGCAGAGUGACGGCCAUAGCCAGACUGCUCAACCAGCUGCUGACUGAGUCGUCUGCGGUGAUCACGUCCGCGGACACGCUGCUGACCGAGCUGUUCAGCCACAGAGGGUCUGGAACACUCUUUAAAAACGGAGACCCCAUACAUCGGUACAGCUCUCUGGAUGGGAUUGAUGUUGAGCGUCUGCUGGCUCUCAUCAACAAGUCAUUUGAUAAAACUCUGAGGCGAGACUACAUCGACUCUCUGAAAGGACGACUGCACUCCAUCUACCUCUCUGAAGCCUACAGCGCGGCAGCCAUCAUCACCAUGGAGCCGGUGAACAGCGGCACUCCCUACCUCGACAAGUUUGUGGUGAGCAGCAGUAAGCAGGGUCAGGGCACCAGCCACAUCCUGUGGGAAUGUAUCAGACAGGACCUGGGCAAACUGUUCUGGAGGUCUAGAGCCACCAACAGGAUCAACCCCUGGUACUUUAAACAUUGUGAUGGCAGCUUUGUCAAUGGGGCAUGGACCGUGUUCUGGUUCGGUCUGACGGACAUCAGGGAUUCCUAUGAGCUGGUGGAGUACACCAAGAACCUGCCAGACUCUUUCCACGUCUCCUCUCUCACCGCCUCUGCAGGAUCCUGAACCACCUCCUUCAGCUGCUGCUUGUGUUGCUCCUUGACUCUGCUAUGAAGAUUGUUUUCUUAUCUUUGCUCUGACUGGACCUUUUUUCCUUGAGUUUUUCCCCUACCUUGAAACUUGAAAACCAAAGCUACAGUGAGAAUUUCAUACUUGCAGUAUUUUGAAUAGCUAUAAAUCAUUCUCUAUUUUUAAAGUCGGGGUUAGCAUUCCAGUAGUUGCAGGGCUCGACAUUAAGCUUUUUCAGCCAGUUGACCUUUGGGCAAGUAGAUGAGAUGUUUUACUUGCCCGAUAGCAAAACUUAAAUU
Messenger RNA from Sebastes umbrosus (honeycomb rockfish), 1975 nucleotides. It is a transcript of the gene nags, whose product is annotated as N-acetylglutamate synthase. The record is from RefSeq and is a predicted model, not a curated record. Gene Ontology annotation, cellular component: mitochondrial matrix. Lineage: Eukaryota; Metazoa; Chordata; Actinopteri; Perciformes; Sebastidae. Gene Ontology annotation, biological process: L-arginine biosynthetic process. Gene Ontology annotation, molecular function: L-glutamate N-acetyltransferase activity, acting on acetyl-CoA as donor; arginine binding.